This is a messenger RNA of Lithohypha guttulata, 2376 nucleotides long. RefSeq lists its product as uncharacterized. Gene Ontology annotation, molecular function: primary methylamine oxidase activity; quinone binding; copper ion binding. The record is from RefSeq and is a predicted model, not a curated record. NCBI's taxonomy places the organism in Eukaryota, Fungi, Ascomycota, Eurotiomycetes, Chaetothyriales, Trichomeriaceae. The coding region runs from base 1 to 2376 and encodes 791 amino acids. The transcript is spliced from 2 exons. Gene Ontology annotation, biological process: amine metabolic process. Gene Ontology annotation, cellular component: plasma membrane.
AUGAAGGGUAUUGCUGUCGUCGGGCUUGUGGCGUCUCAGCUGGCAGCGGUCACGGCGUUACCGCCUCUUGGCUAUGAGAGAAAGCUGGUCCGAGAAGCUUUAACCGCACGAGAUGUAUCUGGCAUCUCGUGCAGUGACGGGCCGGCACCUGUAGCCACAGCUCCUAAAACGAACGUUUGGGCUCCUAUCACCCCCGAGGAUAACAGAGCAGUAUGGGACCUACUAUACAACCCUGCAACGGGUCUCAACCUGACACUGCCUGAUGAUGCUACUGUGACUGACAACUAUAUCUUCUGGAUCGAUACGAUACAUGCCAAUAAAACUGGUGUUCUACCUUACCUUGACGGAGAUGGACCUUUGCCUCCAAAGUAUGCUCGAGUGGUGAUAUUCGAGGGUUCACGUUCAGAUCCAGGCUCGCAGGAGUACAUGGUCGGCCCACUACCAGUCGGCAACACAACAACAAUACAGCCAUAUGACUAUGCUUUUAACGGAGGAUCAGGUGGUUAUGUACCAUUCAAUGCACGUUAUGUUGAUAGCACCAAAUCAGCCAUUGUCACUCCUUUAAUGACAGCGAUCAUGACCAACAUCUCCGAUAUUACUCAGGCACUAUUCAACGCGUCCUACUUCGGUCCAUCGAAUAGAAGCACAACCUUGACGACAACUGCAGGCACACCAGUGAGCUUUGAUGGUACUCAACAAUUCCGCAACAUCAUGUUUCGUAUCCCAGGCGUCGCAAGCUACAUGACACCGAUCGACUUCUUCUUGCUAAUCAAUUGUCCUGGCACUGACCCAAGCAAGUUCAGUCUCAAGGGUUUCGUGACCAACGAGCAAUUCUUUGAGACCGAGGCUGACCUCCGAGCUGCAUUCGAAGCAGGCGAGCUGGCCCAGGAAUACACACAGACUCUUGAUCAAUCCUGGGCUUUAGUGGACUACAAGCCAGAGCUGGGAAGUCGUCCUUUCGAUAGACAACCUGCGCCGUCAUCGAUUGAGCUUGGCGGCAAACGUUAUGCUAUCGAUAUGAAGGAGAAGUACGUCGAGUACAUGGGAUGGUCCUACUAUAUGUCAUACACACGACUUCAUGGAAUAACAUUCUACGACAUCAAGUUCAAAGGCGAGCGCAUCCUGUAUGAAUUGUCUCUGCAAGAAGCGAUGGCUCAAUAUGCUGGAAACCAACCGAAAGCGGCAAACACAGUCUACCACGACACGUACUAUUCUCUUGGUGUAGACAUCGCUACUAUGAUCGAAGGCUACGAUUGUCCUUUCGGAGCUACUUUCAUGAAUGUCACCUAUCAUGAGCUUAACGCGUCGACUGUCAACCAGGACGCAGUGUGUCUCUUCGAAUCAGACUCUGGCUACCCACUAUCCAGGCAUCGAUAUGGAGGCGGCAAUACCAGUUAUCCAUUCACAAGAUUGGGAGUAACUAAAGGGUCUUCCCUCACUGUCCGAGCCAUCGCUACUGUUGGUAACUACGACUACAUGUUUGACUACUCUUUUCACGUCGAUGGGUCGAUUGAGAUUACGGUACGGGCUAGUGGCUACCUGCAAUCCUCUUUCUACUAUCCAGAUCAGGGUGCUUGGGGACCACGUAUCGCGCAAGCCACACAAGGCUCGCUUCACGAUCACAUCAUCAACUACAAAGCUGACUUUGACAUACUCGGCACGGAGAACUCCCUGCAGGUCAGUGAACUUGUUGUCGUUAACGUGACCCAACCUUGGUUCCCUGAGCUUGGCUCGUUCCCACAAAUGCAGCUCAACAAAUCGAUGAUGACGGUGGAGCAGCAAUUCAACUGGGCACCGAAUAACGAAGCAAUGUAUGUUGUUCUCAACGAGAAUGUCACCAAUGCUUGGGGCGAACCUCGAGGCUAUCGUCUUGUCCCUGGCAAAUCCGAUCUUCACUUGACCAUUCUUGACUCGCCUUGGUCUUUCAAGAAUUCCGAGUUCGCGAAAUCGCACCUCGCAGUCACACGUCAGCACGACACGGAGCCCUACUCAAACUCCUGGCAGAAUAUUAAUUUGCCUAUGGCUCCACAGCAUGACUAUAGCCUCUUCUUCGACGGUGAAUCUGUUGAGAAGGAAGACCUGGUCGUCUGGUUCAACCUCGGCAUGCAUCACUACACCCGUGCCGAAGACGUGCCAGUGACACUAUUCACCGAGGCGCAAAGCAGUAUCCAAUUCGCACCUCAAAACUUCUUCGAUAGAGCUCAGGAUGGCGACCUCUUGAACAGACGCUAUAUCGUAGUUGACCAGAGUACCGAGGAGGGAGUAUUGAACUACGAGGACUAUGGUGUGCCGCUGCCGCAGUGCAUGGUUGCACCGAGUGAGCCUGUGUUGGAGAUUAGUCCGACAUUGAGCUACGAAUUUGAGGCUGAGCUUUAG